This is a messenger RNA of Carassius auratus (goldfish), 3578 nucleotides long. RefSeq names its product heat shock 70 kDa protein 12A-like. Lineage: Eukaryota; Metazoa; Chordata; Actinopteri; Cypriniformes; Cyprinidae. The record is from RefSeq and is a predicted model, not a curated record. The transcript is spliced from 13 exons. Bases 171 to 2138 code for a protein of 655 amino acids.
GCAAAAGUCUGCGCGCUCUAUCAUCAUCAUCCCAGGUGAAGCUGGAACGAGGUCUGGCGUGUUUCUGACAGUUCUGCGUAUUGCAAGGUAAAUGAGCACGAGGCUAGCCUACUACUGCUGCUGUCGGUGCUUUAGGAAGGACUCCAGUUUGACUGCUGAAGCGAGAUGCAAUGGCCACUCCAUCUCCAGCCAAGAGUAUGGGCGACCCAGGCAUCACGCCUCUUUCCCCCACACACAUACUGAAGGUCUCUGAAGAAAAUGAGCCUACGAGACACCCCUAUGUGGUGGUGGUGGCCAUCGACUUUGGCACCACCUCCAGUGGGUACGCAUAUGCCUUCACUAAUGAACCAGAGUUCAUUUACACUAUGAGGCGCUGGGAGGGUGGGGACCCAGGUGUAUACAAUCAGAAGACGCCCACCACCAUUCUUCUGACCCCAGACAGGAAGUUCCACAGUUUUGGUUAUGCAGCCCGAGAUUUUUACCAUGACCUGGAUCCAACUGAGUCUAAGCAAUGGCUCUACCUGGAGAAGUUUAAAAUGAAACUCCACACCACUGCAAAUCUAUCCAUUGGUACAGAUUUAGAUGCGGCCAAUGGGAAAAAGGUGAAAGCUCUGGAUAUUUUUGCUUAUGCUCUGGCCUUUUUUAAGGAGCAGGCACUUAAGGAGCUGAGUGACCAAACAGGGUCAGAUUUUGAUAAUGCUGACGUCAGAUGGGUCAUCACUGUACCGGCCAUCUGGAAAAUGCCAGCCAAGCAGUUUAUGAGAGAGGCAUCGUAUAAGGCUGGUUUGGCUUCUCGUGAAAACCCUGAUCAAAUCAUCAUUGCUCUGGAACCAGAGGCUGCGUCCAUUUACUGCAGAAAACUCCGUCUCCACCAAAUGGUUGAUUUGGGCAACCAAACGGCUUUGAACGGUUACAGCCCAGCUGAGAAUGUUGGGAUGGGAAUGACCCAGGCCAAGGAGCAUGUGCGCCGUAACCGACAGAGCCGUACCUUUGUGGUGGAGAAUGUCAUAGGAGAGCUCUGGUCUGAACUCACUGAAGGUGACCGUUAUGUGGUUGUGGAUUGUGGAGGAGGGACGGUGGAUCUUACAGUGCAUCAGAUCUGUAUGCCAGAAGGGCACUUGAAGGAGCUUUACAAAGCCUCAGGAGGCCCGUAUGGCUCUAUUGGCAUAGAUUAUGAAUUUGAGAAGCUCCUGUGUAAGAUAUUCGGACAGGAUUUCAUUGACCAGUUUAAGAUCAAGCGUCCUGCUGCCUGGGUGGAUCUGAUGAUUGCGUUUGAGUCCCGUAAAAGGGCAGCGACUCCUGACCGAAGCAACCCAUUAAAUAUUAACCUGCCCUUCUCUUUCAUCGACUACUACAAGAAAUUCAGAGGACACAGCGUAGAGCAUGCGCUGAGGAAGAGCAAUGUGGAGUUUGUGAAGUGGUCUUCGCAGGGCAUGCUGAGGAUGAAUCCAGAUGCAAUGAAUGCACUUUUCAAACCAACUAUAGACCACAUUAUACAGCACCUGACCGAGUUAUUUGAUAGGCCAGAGGUGACAGACAUUAAGUUUCUUUUCCUGGUGGGAGGAUUCGCAGAGUCUCCUCUGCUGCAACAGGCAGUUCAGAAGAUGCUUCAGGGCCGCAGCCGAAUCAUUAUUCCCAAUGAUGUGGGCUUGACCAUCCUCAAGGGGGCGGUGCUGUUCGGCCUGGAUCCCAGCGUCAUAAAGGUGCGCCGCUCUCCACUCACCUACGGCGUGGGUGUCCUGAACCGUUUCGUAGAGGGGAAGCACCCACCGGAGAAGAUGCUUGUGAAGGAAGGUACGCACUGGUGCACCGACGUCUUCGAUACGUUCAUCUCUGCCGAUCAGUCAGUGGCGCUGGGUGAAACAGUAAAACGCAGCUACACGCCGGCGAAGCCAUCACAGCAAGUGAUCGUCAUUCACGUAUACUGCUCAGAAAAAGAGUCGGUCAGUUUCAUCACGGACCCAGGUGUGAGGAAGUGUGGUACGCUGAAGCUGGAUGUGAGCGGUACUGAGAGCACAGCGGCACGAAGAGAGAUCCAGACGCUCAUGCAGUUCGGAGACACUGAGAUAAGAGCCAUGGCUCUCGACGUGGCAACCUCUCGCAGUGUCAAAGCUAGCAUCGAUUUCCUUAACCAAUAGAAGAAGAUGAGGCAUGCAUAAACCACACACUGCAGAAACUCAGCAUUGUAGUUUUCCAGUAAAAAUAACCAAACAUCCUUAAAACAUGAUAUAUUUGUUCCUUUUAAAAUUGCUUUUUUUUUUUAAAAUGAAUACUUGCACAUUCAAUUGAUACAAAUUCCAAAGUGACAUGUUUGUUACUAAAGAUUUCUAUUUCAAAUGUAAAAAUACAGUACUUUAUCAUAGGAUCCAGAAAAAAACACAUGUAUCGUGCGUUCCACUAAAAUAUUAAGCAGCUCAUCUCUUUUCAAAAUUGAUAAAAAUAAGAAAUGUUAUCUUAAGCCCCAAAAUAGCAUAUUCAAAAGAUCUCUGAAGAAUCAUGUGACACGGUAGGCUGGAGUUAUGGUAAUAAUUACAAAUAACAAAAUUUGCAAAUGCUUUUGUUUUCUUGUUACAAACAUAAACCACUUAAUCUUUAAAAUAUGCUUACAAAAAAGGAAAACUUAAUUCAAGAUGUAUUCUUUAAAAUAGUAUUAAUAUCUUGUGCAGUUUUGCAUCUCAAUUUAUUAUUUUUUUGUUUAAAGGAUGUAUAGAUAUUUUGACUGGAAAGCAAAACAGAAUGCAGAGUAAAAUGUUGUCAAUAUAGAAGAAUACAUGAAAGAAAGAUAAAAUUCAAAAUAGAGAAUGAAUGAGAGAUGAAGGUUUGGAGUCUCUAAUAUACCAUGUUUUGCUGACCUUCCAUGUGACAUUUGCUUUAGUAGUUGUGCGAUUUGUGUUAUUUUAUUUGGUUCUUUCAUUUCUAAUCCACAACUGAACUCCACAAGAUGAAACUUCUCAUAUCUGGCCAAUGCUGAGUUCAUUUUGUCUCAUUGAUUCUCAUCUAGUCUCAGUCCCUUAUUCUCUUUAUGCUUCUAUUUUAGUCUGUUUGCAUUCUUAGUGGCUAUUUUCUGCACAGAGAUGCAAACUCUGCAUGGAUAGAGCCUAAAUACAGCUGCAUAUUGCUAGUAGUGCAAUUUGGGAUAGCACUCUAUAAUAACUUAGCAAGACAAGUUCAGGUUAAGGCAGCUACAUUAGCCUUAAAUACACACCAUGGCAGAACUAUACAAUUUUUCUCUUAGAAAACAUACUGCUUUGCUCUUAAACUCUGGUCUAUUACCUUCAGGGCCCAGUCCAGAUACCAUGAUGAGGUAAAGCAGAUGGUUUUGACUACUGGAUUUGUGACCAAUUUGUUAGUCUGAAACAUAGACUCAGUAUGUUCUCCAUCGCAAACAUUUAGGACUAUUGAGAAUGGUACCGAAACCUGAGCUACACAUCACAAAGGUGCUGAUUCCUGUGACAACAUUACUAUCAGUUCACGAGUUCACAUCUACGUAUAUUAAUACCGUAGGUUUAUGCGUAUUUGGCGUGCUGUCCGGGUGGAGGGCUCCGAGCUCGGGAUGUGGCCCGAAUCCAAAGUACUCC